Messenger RNA from Phragmites australis (common reed), 898 nucleotides. Its product is annotated as probable glutathione S-transferase GSTF1. Gene Ontology annotation, cellular component: cytoplasm. The transcript is spliced from 3 exons. NCBI's taxonomy places the organism in Eukaryota, Viridiplantae, Streptophyta, Magnoliopsida, Poales, Poaceae. The coding region runs from base 77 to 727 and encodes 216 amino acids. The record is from RefSeq and is a predicted model, not a curated record. Gene Ontology annotation, molecular function: glutathione transferase activity; glutathione binding.
GUCGCCUCUCUACACCACACCUUCGCCUAGUGACGCGGGUAGUGCCCUUGAUAUUGGAAGCGUAAGUAAGGUAGCCAUGGCGCCGGUGAAGGUAUUUGGGCCGGCGAUGUCCCCGAACGUGACGCGCGUGCUUGUGUGCCUGGAGGAGGUAAGCGUCGAGUACGAGGUGGUCAACGUGGACUUCGCCGCCGGCGAGCACAAGGGCCCCGAGAACCUAGCCCGCAACCCAUUUGGACAGAUUCCAGCCUUCCAGGAUGGAGAUCUAAUCCUCUUCGAAUCCCGGGCAAUUUCAAGGCACGUGCUUCGCAAGUACAAGACCGACGAGGUGAACCUGCUGAGGGAAGGCGAACUGCAGGAGUCUGCGCUUGUCGACGUUUGGCUAGACGUGGAAGCGCACCAGUACAACCCUGUCAUUUCUCCCAUCGUCUACGAGCACUUUCUUGUGCCGAUGCAAGGAGGAACUCCCGACCAGAAGCUCAUCGACGAAUGCAUGGAGAAGAUGAAGAAACUGUUGGAUGUGUACGAGGCACGGCUAUCCAAGUUCAAGUACCUGGCAGGUGACUUUGUCAGCCUGGCGGACCUCAGCCACUUCCCGUACACAUGCCACUUCAUGGCGACACCGUAUGCGUCUGUGUUUGAUUCCUACCCAAGCGUCAAGGCGUGGUGGGAGGACCUGAUGUCAAGGCCAGCGGUGCAGAGGGUCGUCUCCCAGCUGCCCAAAAACUGAUAAUCACACAUGCACCGUACCAUUGCAUUCCCCUUUCUUAGAAUUUCCUCUAUGUAUUGUUUGAGACACCUAUAAGGACCCUAAAUUUCAAUAAUGUGUGUUGUGUACUUUGUAUUAAAUAUUAUUUUAUUGCAAAUCCAUAAUACCAAGAUAAAUGGAAGACCUCACCAA